CGGACAAGAGGAAGUGAACCGUUAGACCAAAUCAAAUUAUUGAGGAAAUAACUUUGGAAAGGGCUACGAUUCCUUAACUAUUCAUGUUCAGGGGGCAAAAAUCACUGCCUGGAAUCGUUAUCUCAAAGCUCAGAUAAUGAUUGGCUAAAAUAUUUACAGAGAAAGGUGAAAGACCACAUUUCCAGCGUGUGCCACCUAUCUUUUUGCGCUUUCGUAACAAGCAAGAUUGUAUUUCCUAUCUGGAAUUGCAUAUGUUGUUACGUAGCCUGUUCUGCACUUUUAGACCGUCUCUCAAAAUACAAUUUUAUGUUUCCGGCAAUAGUUUCAGUCAUGGAUCCAUUUAUUUAUGACUUCCCCUCGGAAGUUUUCGAGCGUGUUUCUGUUUUGUUGGGCUGCAGUCCUACCUCUGAGGAAGUAGCCGCCUACCUGGACAAGCACGACGAACUGCAUUUUAUGCGCGAUAGAUUUUGGAUGCCCAAAAUUGGCGAUCUUCCACCCUCCGACCUCUCCCUCGUAGAUGGCUCACAGGAAUGCAUUUACUUUGGGGGAAACUCACUCGGUCUUCAGCCGAAAAAAGCAAAGCAGUAUAUCGACGAAGAGCUGGAUAAAUGGGCAAAGACUGGAGUUCACGGCCAUGUUCAAGGAGGUCGACCGUGGGCUUGGGCUGAGAAUAACAUAGAAGAACUAAUGGCAACUGUUGUUGGUGCUAAAGCUGAGGAGGUGGCCUUGAUGAAUGGGUUGACAGUUAAUUUGCAUCUUCUAUUGCUCUCCUUCUACAAACCCACUGCAAAACGGCACAAAAUUCUAAUUGAGGACAAGGCUUUUCCCUCGGAUCAUUAUGCUGUGGAAUCUCAAAUCCAACUGCGAGGAUAUGGCCCUCAGCAGAGCAUGCUGCUCAUGGCUCCCAGACCGGGCGAGGAGACUCUGAGGACUGAGGACAUUCUAGACAGGAUAGAGAAGGAGGGGGAUUCCAUUGCGGUCAUCAUGUUCAGUGGAGUCCAGUACUACACUGGGCAGCUCUUUGAUAUGGCUUCCAUCACCAAGGCUGGUCAGAGCAAGGGCUGCUUUGUGGGCUUUGACUGUGCUCAUGCUGUUGGAAAUGCUGAGCUCAACCUUCACAACUGGGGGGUGGACUUUGCCUGCUGGUGUUCUUACAAGUAUGUGAAUUCUGGAGCAGGGGGAUUGGCAGGAUGUUUUAUCCACGAGAAGCACAAACACACCAUCAAACCUGCGCUUUUAGGAUGGUGGGGACAUGACUUGAAAACACGAUUCCAGAUGAAUAAUGAAAUGGAUCUUCUACCAGGGGUCAGUGGCUUCAGGCUAUCUAACCAACCUAUUUUACUAGUUUGCCCACUUCAAGCUAGUUUAGAGGUUUUUAACAUGACCAGUAUGAAAGCUCUGCGCAAAAAGUCUAUCCUGUUGACGGGUUACCUGGAGUACCUAAUCAAACAUUACUACGUCAGGGAUGACACCAACCCUCACAAGCCCUACGUCCACAUCAUCACCCCAUCCAACCCUGAGGAGCGUGGCUGCCAGCUGUCCCUGUCCUUCUCUGUACCCAUCAGAGCUAUCUUUCAAGAACUGGAAAAACGUGGCGUUGCUUGUGACAUGAGGGAACCCAGUGUGCUGCGCGUGGCCCCGGUGCCACUCUACAACUCUUUCAGCGAUGUCCACCGCUUCAUCACCGUUCUGGGAUCCUCCAUGGCAGCCAGCAAGGAGCAACAGAGCUGAGGGGAGCAGUGUGUCAGGUUCAUGGUGUAAGACAACAUCGCCCACUUUCUAUCUCAAUUGUAACGUUGUGGCUUUGAAAGCAAUAAAAGUGCAUGUUCUUGGUCUCUAAUUAAUGGACAUAUGAAUAACUUGGUUCUAAACUGUGGGGAUUAACUCUAACUGCUUUAUAAAAGAGGUAACUGUAAGUGCACUUUGUUAGAUUGAUCAUGCAGGUUUUUCAUUACAAUGUGUGGAUGCACAUUUUGUGUAAUCAGCACAUUUCUCAAAUUGUCAUCAUGACAUCACGUUACACAAACUUUACGGAAGUCUUUAUGGAAUAAACAGGGUCUUCGACUUGUGAUUCUUUUGUCUCAGGCUGGGUGUAGCCAUUCAUAUUUUGUGCUUUUAUUAUCCCUUGUAUAUAUCGGGUGAAGCUGCAGAUAGCACAGCAUGGGGUAGCAAAUGGCAUGAUUGGAAAUCUGAUGAGUGAUCCAUCUCCUCUAAGAUUACACACCUCAGUGACCAGCCGUCCUCUCCUACCAAUUAACACCUACUUUAUUACAUGUUGGGUUGUUCCUAAUGUUCCUGCGUGUUUAUGCACUAUUACCUUGACGGAUUCCUUUUCCACAAUUAGACAUAAUUGGCAUAUCAAUAUGCAAAAGCUAAAUGGAUUAACCUUCUUUAAAACUAAUGAGCACCUCCAUAGCCAGCUGGGGAAUGGACCACAAUUUGCAUUUGUCAUUUUUAGGGUGAUAUGGAAAUAAAUUAUUCAAAAGACACUAGAUAUUUUCUUUUCUUGGACGAUUAAACCUUAAUACGGUUGAUUUAUGAGAUAUUGUUCAGUGACACUUUUAGUAACAGCCAAGAGCAUAAACAAAAACCAAAGAUUCACACAGUAGCAUUUGAAACUUAAUCUGUGAAGUGUAGCGCUACAAUUCUAUUAAAUUCAUGUCGUACGACGUGACCAUAGAAGCCCAUAUUUGUGUUCUCUUAUUGUAUUGUUUGGAUCCAGCUCUAGUGAUAAGGACGCUUAGAGGGAGUGUGGACCGUGCUCAAUACCGCCUAACCCCGAUUCAAUUUCCAUGCAUUCAUUUCCAAAGUCUUUGUAAUUUAAUCACAGAAAGCAGCUUGGUGGUGCUGGGUUUGCUCGCUGCCAAUGACUGAUUUGUGGGUGUUCCAGCACACAUCCUGAAAAUCCAGGAGGACUCAUUGAUUUGCGUUCUUUGCCAGUUUCCCGUAUAGAGGGGAGGGGGGAAGGGGGCUGCAUGUCAUCUGAAUUGCCAUCAGCAGAGGGUCUUGUUAAACAUCUGGCCUUUGACACCAGCCAGACUCCCAACACCAGCUUGGGAGGAGCGAUUCAGCUACUGUGCCAAAACUUCCACAACAUCUGACAGCCUGCUUAAGUAACACUACUGUAGCUAUGGGUGAACCUGGAGACUCUUAUUAGUCUGGAACUGAAGCAGAAACUUCUGCUGAAACGGAAGUGGAGUAGAUAACGAAUCCAAAACUACAGUGUUAGAUAAAUGGGAAUUUGUCUACAGAACUGUUAAAACGGAUCGUAUGGAGACGUUUGGGAAGAUGUCCAUUUCCACUCACAAUACAGCACAACCACGUUUCGUUUCCCAGAGAAAUAAUGAUUUCAGACAUUUUUGACUACUUCCUUAAUGUGAGGUGCUUUCAUUAAAUUGCCCCGUCUCUCUCUCUCCCUUUCUAUGUUGUGUGCAAGGGCAUGUUAAACUUAGCUCUCCAGCCUUAGGCGCUGAGCAGUGGAGGAGUCUGCAGGUAAUAGGAAUUGAGAGCUGCACGCAUCAAAUUUAAUUACCUUAAAUAGCACCCCCCUCAGGCUUAUUUCCACACUUCACGUCUCUCUGAUUUGACAGUUGGAAAAGGUAGCUCCAGAUGCGAGGUAUGGGACUUUCAUCCUAUUAAUUAAUUGUAAGGGAACCAAACCAUGACUGUGACAGACGGUGACAGACCUUAAGUGACCAUCCCCUCUGGCAGGUCUCUGAUGACCUUGGCUCAGGAACUACAUGUUUUUGGAUUAAGUUCUUUACAUUUGUGUUUGUUUUUGACACUGGUAUUCAAACUGCUCACAAUGGUACUUUUAGAACUCACACUGUAUCAUAAUCCUGUGUAUGGAUGAAUAACCGUUUCCCAGUUCUGAUUGUUUAACUUCUUUUGUAUCUCACAGGUGUAUAAACUUACAGUACAUACACUUAGUUUCUUUAAUUUGUUUCCAAAUCAGAAUCAGAAAGAACUUUAUAAACCAAGUGUGCUUACACACAAGGAAUUUAAUUUGGGUUACAGGACACCAAAUAAUAUUUACACUGUACAAUAGCUACGUUAUGUACCCAUAGCAAUGGCAUCAUACAACCAUAUUCUGUAUUUCCCAGGUAAUGACACAAAGGAAUUGGUUGAUUAAUAUUGUAAAGUACACAUUUGAAUAGCAACUUACAUGCCCUUAUGUGGUACACAUUAGUCUGUGUUUUGCAUACAAAUUUGAAAUAGUUUCAAGCUGGCUUGAAUCCAAGAAAAAUGGACAAUAACUUCUAGUUAUCAAAGGUUUUCAUCAAAGGCUGUAUACUUUGGAUAAAGGGCUUGUUUUCAGAAAAUCCAAUUUGAAAAAAGCCUUCAUGAAUAAGAGAAAAUAAAUCUCAAUUGUGGGACCAAAAGAAAAAUGUGAAAUAUUAGGCAAUAUGGAAAGGAGUGCCUAAGAAAGAAAAGGUUUUUUAUGUUUUCAAACAAUUUCAAUCCCAAAUCAGAUACUAUAACCUUGUUAGCAUCUGAGCUUAUUUCCAUAUUAACAACCCCUUCAGAACCUUCAAAGUGAUGAAUAAUUGACAACAAAUGAAAUGUUUUGAUUGUCGUCGCCACAAAGCAUGUUUAAUGUUUCAUAUGUUGCUUCCUAGCUAAUUAUGCAGAUGACACAUUUGUCAGACCCCCAUCCUCAGUUGGUACCAUGAUUUCAGAGGGUGAAUGAGAGGCAGGCUAUCCACAUUGUAAUUAACU
Messenger RNA from Osmerus eperlanus (European smelt), 4719 nucleotides. It is a transcript of the gene kynu, whose product is annotated as kynureninase. The record is from RefSeq and is a predicted model, not a curated record. The coding region runs from base 307 to 1731 and encodes 474 amino acids. Gene Ontology annotation, cellular component: cytoplasm. Gene Ontology annotation, molecular function: kynureninase activity; pyridoxal phosphate binding. Gene Ontology annotation, biological process: NAD+ biosynthetic process. Lineage: Eukaryota; Metazoa; Chordata; Actinopteri; Osmeriformes; Osmeridae. The transcript is spliced from 13 exons.